Molecule: messenger RNA, 3550 nt
Organism: Cheilinus undulatus (humphead wrasse)
Lineage: Eukaryota; Metazoa; Chordata; Actinopteri; Labriformes; Labridae
Gene: irx2a
Product: iroquois homeobox 2a
Exons: 3
Coding region: 237-1793 (518 amino acids)
Biological process (GO): regulation of transcription by RNA polymerase II; cell development; neuron differentiation
Cellular component (GO): nucleus
Molecular function (GO): DNA-binding transcription factor activity, RNA polymerase II-specific; RNA polymerase II cis-regulatory region sequence-specific DNA binding
Source: RefSeq, a predicted model, not a curated record
CUAGGGGAUCAAGACGCAUGCCACAUUGCCUCUAUGAGGGCACUUUAACUGAUCUUUCGGGGUUUUUUCCCAGUAAGGGGGCUGUGGAGGGAGGACUUUUUUUAUUCUCAUUGUCUGAUGACUGUUUGCACGGCUGAUUAUUGAGCUGAUUGUUUAUUAUUUUGGCUCUUGUUGCCCGACGCCCUGCGCGUUUUUUCCUCCCUUUUUGGAAUCGGCGACCUAUCGCGCGCUCACCAAUGUCCUAUCCUCAGGGUUACCUCUACCAGCCCCCGGGCUCCCUGGCGCUCUAUUCGUGUCCGGCUUACGGGGCCUCGGCUCUGGCUGCCCCGCGGAAUGAAGACUUGGCGAGGUCGUCCUCUGGCUCAGCCUUCAGUCCUUACCCCGGAUCGGCUGCUUUCUCCGCCUCGGCCGGUGCGAGUUUCUCCAGUCCGCUGUCAUACUCCUCGGAUCCAACUGCGGGAUUCCCAUCUUACAUGAGCUCUCCAUAUGACGCGCACACGACGGGCAUGGCCGGGGCAUUGAGUUACCACCCAUACGGAAGCCCGGGGUACCCCUACCAACUCAACGACCCGGCUUACCGCAAAAACGCCACCAGGGACGCCACGGCCACCCUGAAGGCCUGGCUACAGGAGCACAGGAAGAACCCGUACCCGACCAAAGGCGAGAAGAUCAUGCUCGCCAUCAUCACAAAGAUGACCCUGACGCAGGUUUCAACUUGGUUCGCGAACGCCAGGAGGAGGCUCAAGAAGGAAAAUAAGAUGACCUGGGCGCCCAGGAAUAAGAGCGAGGACGAGGACGAGGAGGACGGGGACGGAGAGAGGAAGGAGGUGGAGCGCUCUGAGAAAACGCUGGACAACAGCGAGGCUUCAGCGGAGGAUGAAGGUAUCAGUUUGCACGUGGACACCCUAACGGACCACUCGUGCUCGGCGGAGUCUGACGUGGAGAAGGUCAGCUGUCGUGUGGGAGGGGAUCUGAGCUCUGACCAGGCCGGAGACAAGUGCGACGAGGACGGCAACGAGCAGCACCACGACCAGCGCGCUCAGCUCUCGCCCAAAAACGUCACAUCGUCGCCUCUCACGGGAGUAGAAGCUCCAGUUCUCGGUCAUCACCACCCACACAACAACCACCAUCAUCAUCACCACCUCCAUCACCUCCACCAGCUCCACAGAGAGCGCGAGGAUCUGGCCCGGAGCCUCGUGAGCAGCACUAAUAUUCCCACCAGUAAAGCGUCUUCCUGCCUUGACAGCAGACCCUCAUCCGGGCCCUCUCAGAACCCUACAGUCAAGCCCAAAUUGUGGUCGCUGGCGGAGAUUGCUACCUCGGACCAAAAGCAGCAACAUCAGCAACCGGGGCAGUCUGCAGGGCAACCAAAUAACCCCUCCUCCAGCGGUGGCCUCCUCACCCCCUCCACGCCUUCCAGCACCUCCCCGGCUGCCAGUUCCCCCUCCCUUUACCCGGCCCCCUCCAUCCUUGGAAGACCUAUUUAUUACACUUCUCCCUUUUAUAGCAAUUACACAAACUAUGGCAACUUCAGCCCCCUGCAGGGCCAAGGGAUCCUGCGCUACACUAAUUCAUCCGGAGUGAGCCUGGCUGCAGCCGCCGCAGCCGCUGCAGCCGCUGCUGCUGCAAACGAGGGUCUGAGCUCCUCUCAGCAGGCCGUGGAGGCGAGCACUAACCCCAAACACAGGCCUGACUCCCCCCUCGUUAAAAAUAACCCGAACCAGAUUGUUGUUGUCGAGCAGCAGCAACAACAUUUCAGACCCGCAAAUUUAGAAGCAAAGAAAGGUACGUAAUAACACGUUGCGCUUAACAGAAAGGUUUCAAGGACUUAUUUAAUCUGGUGUUGGAUCUUGAAGUUCAGUUUUUUCUAUGGUGACAGUAAAACGAGUCCACUUGUUUCCAAUGCAAAUCAUUCGAAGGUGUCAGUGUCAUGUUUUCCUGCAGCAAUGCCAUACAAGGAUCCGGUUGUUUUCGCCUUUUUAGGAGAAAUAUGAGCUUUCUCAAGGUGAUCUUGCAUUAAAAACAAGUGGCAUUAUCUGACAUUAUUUGCAAGUUUCCGCUUGAUUCAGCUGAACACAAUUUUGGACUGAAACGAGAGUAAAUGACUCAUUAGGAUGGACUUUUGCUGCGUAAAUGAACGCGUCCUAUUGCGUGAAAGUCAGCGCCUAAAUCAUUGACACAUAAUUAUCCCCUUUAAUUGAUCAGUUUCAUAUUUUGGUAUUUUAAAGUCUCAUUAGAUCAGGUGGAGGGGCUUUCUGAUUAGAAUCAGUUAAAGGUAUAUCAAGAGAAUCGUAUGCAAACAAAUGCGUAAAAGUGGCCACACCUGCAGAUAGACAUUCAAAUAAUCCCAUUAAAGACAGGCCCCAAAUCAGACCAACCACGUGCACCUGCGCGCGCACACAAUCACAAAGUGGCAGCCUGAGCUGAGAAAUGUUGCCAUACUUUGAACGGGAAAUCUAUUUUUAAUAUUUCCUCUAAUACGCCCGGAUGUGCGUGCGUGUCGUUGUGCGCAAAGUGGGCCCCGAAUCUUACCUUUCAGGUUUAGGAUAAUUAAAAUCACACAGGGUCAGCCAAAAGCAAACACAUCAGUUAGUUUGCUCCGUGCACUCAUCGUGCAACUUUUUUUUUUUUUUUUUUUUUUUUUUUUUUACAUCUUCAAAUGUCACUGAGGUGGUUGUGCACAUUCAAAGCUUUGCGCACAGGAAUGCAUGCAGGCUUUUUUCCAAACCGGUAAUUAGGCAGUGGGGAUUUUAAUAAGCACUGGCAGUUCACCACUGCUUUUUUCUUGUAGAGCCAGCCUGUAGAAAACUUAAUGUUUUCUAGGUUUGUGGAGGGAGUCGAUCAUUUGAUCGUUUGGGAUUUUUUAUUUCCACGCUCUGCAGGUAGGUGUCACAAUUGCUUUGAGUAUAAAGCGAGUGAGGCCACCACCUUUUAGCCCUCAUGUUUUAACCCCCUUAACCUUUCCCCUAAACCGGAUCUAGUGCCACCAUACAGACGGAAUAAAAGCUGCUACCGCUUUCUCAGCUGCUCACAGACUGGGACACAUCAGAUUACUGUUAUUAUAACUGUAUAAUUUCAGCGGACUUUAUUUUAUUUGUUGAUUUUGAUGCAUUUCAUAUGCUGGUUUGAAACAGAUCUCCCAUUAUAUGUGAUUUACAUGUUAUUUCUCAGGUUCAUAUAGUUUGCUUAUUUGCCACGGUAUAUUGUUUUAGUAUUUACGUGUGGAAAAACAUAAUUUGGCCUUUCAGUGAAACCGUAUUCGUAAAUGGAAGUGUCUUUGGGACGUACAGCUGACGGAACUGACGUGAACUUGAGGACUUCAAAGUGGAAUAGCCUACAUUUGAUAUUUAUUUUUUUAAAUGAUGGCGAAAUGAUGCCUAUAAUUUAUGCAAGUUGUAUUGCAAAAUGGGAAACUGACAUCGUCUGUUUGUUUUGUAAAUAUAUAUAUUAUGGACGGUUUUUAUUUGAGACUCAUUUGGGGGAAAAAAAGCUACACAAUCUUGUUAUCAGGAGAACUUUUACUAAUUUAUAUCUUUGAAUGUAAAUAAAA